Messenger RNA from Ctenocephalides felis (cat flea), 2182 nucleotides. Its product is annotated as protein regulator of cytokinesis 1-like. Gene Ontology annotation, biological process: microtubule cytoskeleton organization; mitotic spindle midzone assembly. The coding region runs from base 224 to 2182 and encodes 652 amino acids. NCBI's taxonomy places the organism in Eukaryota, Metazoa, Arthropoda, Insecta, Siphonaptera, Pulicidae. The transcript has 12 exons. Gene Ontology annotation, cellular component: cytoplasm; mitotic spindle midzone; spindle. The record is from RefSeq and is a predicted model, not a curated record. Gene Ontology annotation, molecular function: microtubule binding.
AAAAGUCAGAACGAUUUUGAUAUUUUUGUAUUGGUGUUUCGCUCACAAGUCAAGUCACAACCACAACUUAACUUACGAGUCAAAAACAAACAAGCAAGUAGUUCUUGUCGCUAAUAAAAAUAUGUUAUAGUUUUAUAUUCAUACUUUAAAAGUGUUUUAAAUUUUUAAGAAUUUUUUAUUUGAAAGUAUUUAUCUGUGUACAAAAAUAAUAAAUACGAUUAACAUGGACAAUUUGUGCAAACGCAUCAGUGAACAAGUUCAAGAAAGAACAUACAAGGUGUUAAAAGAUUUAUGCGGUAUCUGGCAGCACAGUUACAGAGAAGAAACUAUAAGAAACAACUGUGAAAAAUUUAUAGAUCAUGUUGCAGAUCUCUACAGUGAUAUUAUCGAAGAAGCUGAAUCAGUUAAAGAUGUAUAUAUACAAGAAUUGGAAAAACUAAUGAAGGAUGUGACAGAAACAUGUAAACUGCUCUCAGAGCCUUUGCCAGAAGAAUGCACACAAGAUUUAGUGCUAUUUGAAGCUAUUGAAAUUCUCAAACAAAAAUUAUAUGAUUAUAAUAAGAUUUACAAUGAGAGGAAAUCUGUCAUUAACGACUUGUUGGGCAAAGAAAUGAGUUUAUGCAAAGAUUUAGGAUUCAAACAGAAAGGACUAUCAACAAGUCCAACAUUGCCUUCUGGUCACGAUAUUGAAGUUUUCCAAAAGUACUUGUUCGACUUGGAACAGGAAAAAUCUUUGAGGCAAACAGAGUUAGAGAAGAUGCGCAAGGAUCUAAUAAGGAUAUUUGAUGAGCUCGAAAUAAAGCCAUCACUAGAUUUUGAAGCUGUUCUUCUGAGUGACUCCGAAAUGAAAGUUACAGAUGCUGUUAUGAUGCGUGUUCGUAAUGCACAUGCUGAUUAUGUAAACAAGCUUGAAAGAUCUAAAAAUAUUGUUUUAGAAUUACGUGAACGCCUUAGUGCUUUAUGGGAACGCUUGGAAGAAGAUUUUAAUGUGCGUAAUGAGUUUCUCCUAAAAUAUCCUGGGCAUGGAAGUAAAACCGUAUCUGCCUUGAGAGAAGAAAUAAAGAAAUGUGAAGAAAAAAAGAAAAAUAAUAUAAAAGUUUUUAUAGAAAAAAUCAGAAAAGAAAUUAAUAUGUGGUGGGACAGAUGUAUGACUUCACCUGAAGAGAGAUCAAGCUUUUCAGCUUAUCAAAGUGACUUCUACACUGAAGACUUGUUAACCUUACAUGAAAUGAUGGUGGAACAAUUGGAGCAAUUCUAUUAUCAUAACCAGAAAAUUUUUGAAUUGCUUUCAAAAAGGCAAACGCUAUGGGAAAAGUUGAAUGCCUUAGAAAGUAAAAGUAAUGAUGCCAAUAGAUACAAUAAUCGUGGUGGAAAGUUGCUUCAGGAAGAAAAAGAACGCAAAAAAAUUGCAUCUCAACUUCCUAAAGUAGAAGAGGAAUUAUUGCUUCUUGCUAAAGAAUAUGAAAUAAAAACUGGCAAAGUUUUUACUGCUUAUGGUGAAGAUAUUGAGAUCUUAAUCAAAAACAAGCACUUAGAAAGAAAGAUAGAUAAAGAAUGUCAAUUAUCAGCACGUAAGCAAUCAAAGGCUGUAACACCUACAGCUAGUUCAACAAGAACACGUCUAUUUGCCAAUACCAAAUCGAGUUUAAAUGUUCUUAGCACUCCUGGCGCAAGCAAUCAACGAAGAAGGAGCCCUGUAUUAACACCUCGGGUUUUGAAAACUCCCAAUAAAAAUACCAAUACACCUCGAGCAACAAAAGUGAAUACCAAUGUGUUGUCUUUGAAAAAAGGACAGUCUUCAUUUAAGAGAAGGUCUGGAAAUCAAAAAUCAGCUGUUAAAAUGAAGAAAACCUUAUCAAAUGUGGCACCAGAAGAAUUAUUAAAUACUUCAAAGGCUUAUGCACAAUUUAAGACACAUUUAUCCAAGAAUUCCCAUCUUAGAAGCAGUAUAGCACACAAUAACAUGCCUUUACCAACUGGAAAUUUGCUUAAAACUCCGCCAAGAAUAAUUAUUUCAGAAAAUACCCCACCACAAUCAAAGAAUACUCGAAUGACUCGGCAGAAUACAUUUACUACUUCAGGUCAGAAUAAAACACCUGGAUUGACCAGAUCUUCCAGCAACGUGUCACCAGGAUCAUACAAUAACAAAUUGUCUACGAAAAAUUUGCCAAUUAUAAUAUAG